Molecule: messenger RNA, 792 nt
Organism: Cuscuta europaea
Lineage: Eukaryota; Viridiplantae; Streptophyta; Magnoliopsida; Solanales; Convolvulaceae
Source: the annotation of a GenBank genome assembly
AUAAGCAUCUUCGUGUAUGGAGUCGAAUAGAAACGAGCAGCUUUGAAAACCUUCUCAGCAAUGGAGGAAAUCUCGCAAUCAUCCGCGCCACCACUUGAUUCCCUCAAACUGUCCCACAAGAUUACCGAAGUCGCUGCCGGAGAAGCUCACACUCUCGCUCUAACCGCGGAUAGGAGCGUUUAUUCUUGGGGAACAAGAAUGUUUGGCCGGCUCGGCACUGGAUCGGAGUUCGACCAGAUGUUUCCUGUCAGAGUUGAGUUUGGCUCUGCGGCUGUUAAGAUUGUGUCUAUUGCGGCUGGAGCUUAUCACAGUAUCGCGCUUGCAGAUAAAGGAAUGUUCGUCAUCACUAUUUUAAAAUCCUUGACUGAUACAUGGAUGACCAAUUUGGUGCAAAUGGAGAAAAUGUGCUAGCUCCUCAUUUACUCGAAGGAUUCAUCGGACUGGGUUCCCUCAAUGCCUCAAGAGAGGAAGCGGAAAAGAAGGUUUUAAGUAUUGUGAACAAAUGAUUGACCCUCAUAGGAACUAUGAACAAAUGAAUAGCCAGUUAGUGGUUACCCAUGUAUUAGGGUCCGUUUGAAAUUUGGAAAGUGUUGUGAAAAGAAAACAGGAAGGAAAUAAAAAAUUGAUUUAACUAUUUAGGAUGUUUUUAAUUAGAUUGAAGUAUUAUGUCUGGUCUGCUUAAGUCUUGUUUGGUCUGGUCUGGUUGGGGAUUGUUCUAUGUAAAUUUUUCAAUUGUCAAAGUUUGGUCUUCUCAUUAUAUCUGGUUUGGGAUUGAAACUAUUUCAAUUAAAA